This is a messenger RNA of Jaculus jaculus (lesser Egyptian jerboa), 318 nucleotides long. RefSeq names its product ubiquitin-fold modifier 1-like. Gene Ontology annotation, cellular component: nucleus; cytoplasm. Bases 1 to 318 code for a protein of 105 amino acids. The record is from RefSeq and is a predicted model, not a curated record. Gene Ontology annotation, biological process: protein K69-linked ufmylation. Lineage: Eukaryota; Metazoa; Chordata; Mammalia; Rodentia; Dipodidae. The transcript has a single exon.
AUGAUUGGAGCCUUCUGCCAGCUCAAGACCAGGGCUGCAGGAAGUCGGUGCGGCUCCACCAAGUCAAAGGCGUCCUUUAAGAUCAUGCUUACGUCGGACCCGCGGCUGCCCUAUAAAGUGUUCAAUGAUCCUGAAAGUACACCUUUUACAGCAGUCUUAAAGUUUGCAGCACAAGAAUUUAAAGUUCCUGCCGCAACACAUGCAAUUAUUACCAGUGAUGGAAUAGGCACAAAUCCUGCUCAGACUGCUGGAAAUAUUUUUCUAAAGCAUGGUUCACAACUACGAAUUAUUCCUAGAGAUCAUGUUGGAAGUCAUUAA